Molecule: messenger RNA, 1948 nt
Organism: Durotheca rogersii
Lineage: Eukaryota; Fungi; Ascomycota; Sordariomycetes; Xylariales; Xylariaceae
Product: ENTH-domain-containing protein
Exons: 4
Coding region: 118-1833 (571 amino acids)
Biological process (GO): actin filament organization; endocytosis
Cellular component (GO): plasma membrane; endosome; clathrin vesicle coat
Molecular function (GO): phospholipid binding; clathrin binding
Source: RefSeq, a predicted model, not a curated record
AUCGUACCAUCCGUCUCAUCACCCAACGCCUGCUCUUCUUCGGUUUCCGUCACUCUCACUUUUGUCAUCGUCGCGUCUGUCUAGCUUGCCCGUCUCGUCCGCACAAAUACCGCCAAGAUGUCGAAGGUUAUGAGGAGUGUCAAAAAUGUCACCAAGGGCUACUCGAGCGUCCAGGUCAAAGUGCGCGAAGCGACGAGUAACGACCCGUGGGGCCCGACCGGGAGCCAGAUGACCGAGAUCGCGCAAUUAAGCUUCAAUUCGUCCACCGAGUUCUACGACAUUGUUGAUAUGCUCGACAAGCGUCUCAACGACAAGGGUAAGAACUGGCGACACGUCCUCAAAGCCCUCAAAGUUCUAGAUUACUGUCUGCACGAGGGCUCCGAGUUGGUCGUUACCUGGGCGCGAAAGAACAUCUACAUCAUCAAGACCCUGCGGGAAUUUGUUUAUGUCGACGAGGAGGGCCGCGACGUCGGACAAAAUGUCCGGGUGGCCGCGAAGGAGUUGACGGCUCUGCUCUUGGACGAGGAACGAUUGCGCGCCGAACGCGCCGGUCGGGCAGCAUGGAAGUCUCGGGUGACCGGCAUCGAUGAGUAUCCCGAUGGUCCGACCGCCGCGGCGCAGCACGGGCGCCACAGACCCAGGCAAUACAGCGACGACGAGGAAGAUGCCGAAUACAAGCUGGCCUUGGAGGCUAGCAAAUACCAGGAAGAGGAGGACCGGAGGAAGCGCGAGAGCCGUCAAGGGGUGGAGGAGGAGGACGACGACCUAGCCAAAGCUAUCAAGCUCAGCAAGGAGGAGGACGAACGGCGAAAGCGGGAAUUGGAAGAGAGCAAUGCCAAGUCGCUAUUCGAUGACAGCCCGGCGCAACCCAACACGCACCCGACCGGCCUCAACAUGGGUUACCAACAGGGAAGCAAUGUCGACUGGCUCGGCAACCCCAUCGACCAGAGCCAGAUGACGCAGCCGCAACCGACCGGAUACGUUAACAACACAUACACCGGAUAUCCUGCCAAUGGCUACACGAACGGCUACAACAACGGCUUCAACCCUCAGCAGACAGGCAUGUACGACCCCUACGGGCAACAGCCGAACCACCUCCAACCGCAGCUGCAACCGUUCCAGAUGCAGCCUACCGGAUAUAACCCCUACGCCGGCCAGCCCCAAUUCCAGCACCCCCAGCCUACCGCCUCCCCAGAACCGACUCUCCAGCCCGGUAGCAACAAUCCGUGGGCAUCUAAUAAUCAGGCUCAGUCAGCGCUUAGGCCCAUGCCGACUGGCUCGAAUAACCCCUUCGCUACUAAUAACAACAAUAACAACUUCACACGGCCGCAGACAGCCAAGGCCUCAUUAAUUCCCAGCCUUAGCAGCCUACAAAGCCUUCCCGAGCAGAAGUCGCUUCAGGCGUUCUCUCCCCAACCCCAACCCCAACCCCAACUACAGCUCCAACCUUCUUUCAACCCGAACCAGCAGCCCCCCCGACAACUUAGCGAGCACGAGCAGAAGCUUAACGCGCUUCUCGCUAGCGGCGACGGCAUGGACACCUUCGGAAACACGGGCGAGCUACGUAUCCCCGCUCAGCACACGGCGCCGGGUACUUUCGUCAACUCGGCAGGUGCCGGUGCGCACAAACUCACGGCCGAUGCGACGGGCAACAACCCGUUCCUCCGCCAGCAGUUUACCGGAAUGCCGACGGUGUCGUACGGCGCGCCGCAGAUGCCGGCCGCCACCGGGCCCGUCGGUUUUGGCGGGUACGGAGGGGGGAGCAACCCGUUCGCGACGCGGUCACCUCAGCAGCCGAACAACGGUCAGGGGCAAGAUCUCAUCCAGUUCUAGACCAUGUUUGUUUUAUAGUUUUACUUUUCGCUUUCUAUCGUUAAAUUGGGGGACAUUACAAAGAUGGGCAAAAAGGCGGGAGGAGUGGGGGGGUGGAAUUGCGAGGUAAGAGAAU